Molecule: messenger RNA, 4070 nt
Organism: Lethenteron reissneri (Far Eastern brook lamprey)
Lineage: Eukaryota; Metazoa; Chordata; Hyperoartia; Petromyzontiformes; Petromyzontidae
Product: palmitoyltransferase ZDHHC16-like
Molecular function (GO): palmitoyltransferase activity
Source: RefSeq, a predicted model, not a curated record
GAGGUGCGGUGUUGGUGGGAGGGUCGCCGUGGUGCUGACGCUCGCUGCUGCUGCUGUUUGCUGCCCCAAUUCUCAUUGAUUACAAAUCAGAGACGCGCCCCGCGCACCCACAAGCAUUGUUGUGGCCCGCGCCUACAGCAGCAGCAGCAACCUCACCGGCCUGGGAUUGUGUUCAUUUUCGUGUCGCCGUAAGCGCCGGCCGCUCAUGCCGCUGUAAAGGGGUUCCUGUGGAUCAGGGCCCAGACCGGAUACAACCGGGACCUGGGUCCCCGUGUCCUAGUGACGGUCUCGGGACUAGCAUCUAGGUCAGGUUCCUAUUCCCAGAUCCUGUUCACAGGCUAUGGUCCCACGCUCUGGUUCCUGGUGUCAAGCUCCCGAGACCCAAGUUGCAGGAAAUCUGAUUUUUUUUUUGGUCUCGAGUUCUGUUGCUGGACUCACCACCUGGUUCAAAUCCUGGUUGUGGUCCCGGGACCCAGCCGGGACACCGAGCCUGAAGCAAAAUCCCCGACAAGAACCUCGAUCCCUCCCUGAUCCCACAACCCCUGCCGCUCCAGCCGCCUGGAGGAGGAGUUUUGAGUGCGUCGCGCUGAAGACGCUGCCGCUGCUGCUGCUGGAACGACAGGGACUGUACCUGGCAACCACGCCAGGCUGGACCUGGACCCGGUGGCUACUCCGUCGGGAUGCGCGCCGUGGCACAGACGGCCCGCGGAUUGGGCCGCUUGUGUGCGGGCAGCUGCGGCAGAAGCCGAGGUCGCGGCCUCGGGAAGACGUGGGCGUACACGUGCCUGGCAUUGAAGAGCCUUGUGUACAACUCGUUCUCCAGCUACGACACGAUGGUGGACGCACUGUUCGAGCCGCUCUUCUGGCUCGUCGACCGCCUGACGCGAUGGUUUGGCCUGGUCUUUGUAGCGCUGGUGGUAGGGCUCACAUCGUGCGUGGUGGUCGUGGGCUACGUGUGCGUGCUGCCCGCCAUCCUGGCCGAGUAUGGCCCAGCGGUGAGCACCGCUCUCAUCCUCGUCUCCAACUGGUUCCUCAUCAUGAUCGUCUUUCACUACUACAAGGGUCUCACAACAUCGCCCGGGUACCCGCCGUCGGGCCAAGUGGACUUGCCGGCCGUGUCCAUCUGCAAGCGGUGCAUCGCUCCCAAGCCUCCACGUACGCACCACUGCAGCAUCUGCAACAGGUGCAUUCUGAAGAUGGAUCAUCACUGCCCCUGGCUCAACAACUGCGUCGGAAACUACAACCACCGCUACUUCUUCUCCUUCUGCCUCUACAUGUCCAUGGGCUGUGCCUUCACAAGCAUCACGCUCAGCCGCACGUACUUCCGCACACAAGCGUCCUCGCAGCUCGCUCCGAGCCACUCACCCCUCAAGCUUCUCACCCCGGCGUCCACCACGGCUGAGCCCGAGAAGCGCGAGGACCACGUUCACAACAGCAUCGUCUUCGUGUGGGUCCUCACCAGCACGGUGUCGGUGGUGCUGGGGGCGCUCACGCUGUGGCACGCGGCGCUCAUCUCACGCGGGGAGACAAGCGUCGAGCGCCACAUCAACCGCAAGGAGCGCACGCGCCUCCACAAGAAAGGGAAGGUUUUUAGAAACCCCUACCAUUUCGGAUCUCUGAGCAACUGGAAGCAGUUUUUCGGCGUCAAACACAGAAGCCACUGGCUGACGCGCGUGCUGCUGCCCUCCGGCCACGCGCCCCAGGGCAACGGCCUCGUGUGGCUCCCGCCCGACGACUGGGUCGCGGCGCACCGCCACGGCCCCUCCGUCACGGUGUGAACAGCGCGACGGCCACCGUCGCCACCCGCGGCUCUCCUGGCGCUGCCGUGGUGGGGCAGCGAACGCCCGGCAAUCGACCCGCCGUCGUUGAAGGUUUUCACGAAGAGGAGGAGGGUGGUGACGAAGACGUAUUUUGAACUGUUACAUUCUACUGACGGUUGCUGCAGGGAAUCAAACGUGUUACGGGUUAAUCUUGUAUUUGUAUGUUUUUAUUUUUAUGUAAAGCACAGCCCGUUGCGUUGAUGGCGAUGUCCGAUUUAUUUUCGUUUGUUUGUCCCAUUGGGCAAAGCAAAGAGAGAGGGUUUCCUCUUGAACCCGAAAAACUUGCCAUCUCAAAAACGCUCAGCGACUACCUAUGAUGUGAAGCGGCUUGUGCAGUCCGACAGUGCUGCAAGUCUUUAUUGUAAAUUAUGACACCAGGUUAUCUGUGCAGCGUUCUGCAUAUCUGACCUAUAUGAACAGACGUUAUUUACAGAUCAAGAAUGAGCAAUAACAGCUUUCAUGUUUGUCUACAACAACAUUGGUGCUUUGUGCCAGGGGGUUAAUGGACCAAUGGGCAUGUACUGCCAACACAGUGUCUCGUCUGAAUGCUGUGGGAUUAAGAACAAAUUAUUACGGAUGAUCGGGAUUUAUUUUUUCUCUAAAUAUUUGGCCGGCUGCUAGAUGGGUGAACCAAAUCGGAGUAAAGAUGAACACAAAGGCGAAAACACACAUGGAUGUUGAACAUCUUUCGCACCGUAAAAGGCCAACCAUGCUAAUCGGAGGUGCGUGGGAAGGACAAAAAACUAAACACAGAAAGCAGUUCUAAAGAAAUUAGUUUUCAAUACACAUUUCAAAGUGCAUAGCUCCAGUGGCUUCCACAUCAUUAGGAAGAGCGUUCCAGACGGCCCCAGAAACGCAUCUAAAAGUGCGACGCACUGACCUAUACACCAAUGCAAACAUUCACGUUCGCAAAACACCACGUGUCACAAAGGUAAAUAUACACACAAAACAUGUAAAUAGUAUCACACAUGCGCAUAGUGAAACGUUAACAUGUCCUGACAUGUUGCGUGUGGGUUGACAACCCUGGACACCAUUGCAAAGGACAAAGAUAGACACACACGUGCAAAUACAUAUGCAAUACAUCCACAUCACAUCCACACACACGUGUACAGUGGCAUACACGCAAAUUCACAACACCACAAGAGAGACCCCCAUGUAGUCUUAAUAGACUUGGGGCAAGUGCUGUUAGCGAGCAUCUAUGAAGGCCGGCACGGCACACGAGGGGGUGAGUGGCUUCCUUUGUCUCCCUAGUGGCGACACUGCAUCAGGUACCCACUUGAGGCUUAGUCGACCUAGGGGAGGCCCAGGACCGGUUCAGAUAUUCACCACUGUUAUUGUUUGUGAGCCGGCAUCGAACUCGGGUCGCCGACUUUGAAGUGCAGUAUACGAACCACUGCGCCACCACCCCCAAACAGCAAAAAACAGAUCCCCUGUAUAGCCUUAACAGACUUUUGUUGCAAGUGCUGUUAGCAAGCACCACACACCGAUACACAAAACACGCAAACAAUGUACAGUGAUAUAUUUCGAAAUACUGCACACGUAAAUACACAUCACAAAAUAACACAAAAAAGAUGCACACCCUAACACACCACACACUGACACCACACACUGGCACCACCCCCCCCUCCUUUAUCCUUAAAACUUGUUUCAAAUAUUUGGCUUUGAGCAGGAGGCGCUAACCAUAUCAGUCUUGCAAAAUAUCGCGAUUGUCGCCUAUGUUACUUUUACGAUAACAUAUUUACGAAAUCGCAAUAAAUUAAAGAUAUCGACAAUUAAAGUUCUAAAAAAUAGCUGUUACGCAUUCACAUCAUGCCUUGUCAAACCUUUUCCGGAGUUUCAUUGCAUGCUGGCUAUACGACAUCGCUUCCGUAGUCCAUUUGAUUCAUCGAUCGUUUCCUGCGUAACACCGCCAGUUGAGCAUUAGACCGUGGAGUGACGCCGAUUGGAAGAUUUGUGGCAGCUUGUGUCGAGUGAAAAAUGCAGUUGAACGGAUUAGUCCUCGUUCCUACUAGAAGUUCAUUAACGCAUAAAAACGCGAAUUGCAACCACAGCGGAAGGGAAAACUGACAUCUCGAUUAUCGUAUCUUGCAAAAAUGAAAUAGCGGCAGCCCUAGUUAAGGCAUCUGCUCUGGCUAAUAGAACAUUUUGAAACACCCACAAAAUGUUGGCCAAAUGCCCCAUUUCGGUGAAAUAUUUGAUACAUCCCUUUUGAACAAAAGAGCAUCGGACUUUGCAUUAUCUGUUCAUUAA